GACAGUCGGGGAUCGUUCAGGUGGAAACAUGAACAGGGAAAACUGCACAACUCAACGGUUAACUCAGGGAAGUCAGCUAGAUCCGUCCACACAUCAGUUGCCAUGGCGAUGACACCUCAGCCUCCGUCCACUGCAUCUGAUGCCCCUCAGGGUAUGCUGCUAGGCCUUGGCAACCCUCUCCUUGACAUUUCCAUAUGUGCUGACCUUGAGUUUCUGCAAAGGUACAAUCUGAAUCCAGACGAUGCUAUCCUGGCAAAACCAAACCAUGAUAAUAUGUUCAACGAAAUGAUUCAACGCUACAAACCAUCGUAUUUACCAGGGGGAGCAACUCAGAAUUCCAUUCGUAUUGCCCAGUGGCUGCUACAGAAACCCAAGGCCACGUGUUUCAUCGGUGCUGUCGGAGAUGAUGCUUUUGGGAGAAUUUUGAAGGAGGUUGCCCAGAAAGUGGGAGUUGAGGUUGUGUAUGAGGUUUUGCCCGGUGCGGACACAGGCGUUUGCGGGGCAGUGAUCACAAGCCAGCAUAGAUCCCUAGUCUCCAAACUGGGGGCAGCAAAACUGUUGGAUCUGGAGUUCAUCAGACGCCCUGAUGUUUGGAUCCAUAUAGAGAGAGCCAGUUUCUUCUACAUUGGAGGUUAUGUGUUACCUGUUUGUCCAGCGGCCAUUAAGUCCAUUGUUGAGCAUGCAGCUGACUCGAACAAAGCCAUAGCCAUGAAUCUGCAUGCUACCUACCUCAUUAAAGACUUUGUAAGGGACGAUCUUGACUUAUUGCCUUACAUUGACGUCUUGUUUGGCAAUGGUGAUGAGGCCAUGAAGCUUGGAGAAGAAGCCAACAUGAGGACCUCAGAUGUUUCCGAAAUUGCUCUCAAAACCAGUGCAUGGCGCAAGGCAAAUUCCAAGAGGAAACGCAUAGUGGUUAUUACGCAGGGGAGAGAACCCACGAUUGUUGCACAUGAUGGUGUGGUGGAGGAGCAUCCGGUGACUCCUGUGGACUCAGCAUUGGUCAAGGACACCAAUGGUUGUGGGGAUGCAUUUGCGGGGGGCUUCCUGUCACAGUUUGUCCAGGGCAAACCACUGGCGGACUGUCUACGAUGUGCAAGCUAUGCCUCAAGGGUUGUGAUUCAACAUUAUGGAUGUACCUACCCAGAAAGGCCAGACUUCCACUGAAAGUCUUAAUCCGUUAAUCUAUCUUCCAGGGUUAAUUGUUGCUAUGAGGGCAGGGUGUCAUUGAGAACUGGUAUUUUUGCAGUGAUGUUAGUUUUUUUGAUAAUGUGAUAAUCUGAUAAUGUCAGGUUUAAAAGGUGUUCUCCAGUUUGGUAUCACACAUUGUCAUUGUCUCCUGAGUACAUGUUGGAGACAGGUCCAGUUAUAACAAUAGUUGUCUUAGAUAUGAUCUGAUUGAUGCCUUUAUAAAGUCAUUUCUUAUUCACUGUGUGUUCACUUUUUCAUUGAACAGUUGUACGACUUUAGUCAGAUGGUACCAUCCACUUGAACUGUAGCAUGCCCUGGUCAAAUGUGACCAGUCAUUAGUACAUUCUUGGUCACAGUGUGUUCACUUUUUCGUUGAACAGGUGUACGACUUUAGUCAGAUGGUACCAUCCACUUGAACUGUAGCAUGCCCUGGUCAUACGUGACCAGUCAUUAGUACAUUCUUGGUCACAGUGUGUUCACUUUUUCAUUGAACAGUUGUACGACUUUAGUCAGAUGGUACCAUCCACUUGAACUGUAGCAUGCCCUUGUCAUAUGUGACCAGUCAUUAGUACAUUCUUGGUCACAGUGUGUUCACUUUUUCGUUGAACAGGUGUACGACUUUAGUCAGAUGGUACAAUCCACUUGAACUGUAGCAUGCCCUGGUCAUACGUGACCAGUACAUUCUUGCAUCAGAAGAUACAUGUACCUUUACACAGUCCUAUGCUCCCUGGACCUACAUGUAUGAGUACCCAGUUGUGUACAUGUCCUGUUAGUCUUCAUUUUCCUCAUCUGUAUUGCAAAUGUUAUGAUAACUCUUUAGCAAAAUCAUGAUCAUGGAGGUAACAAAUGGCAGGUGUCAGUGAUUUGCUGUAGAGCUAUAUCCAUGUCUGAAGUAAAUGUCAGUUUGGAAACAAAAACACCUUUGAAAUAAGAAUUGACUAAUUUUGAAAUAUGUUCCACUUUGAAAUAAAUAUUUGCCAAUUUAACAAACAAAAAAACAAAAAAAAAAACACCACUGGUCAAUGUUUUUUCCAGCGAUGAUCUGUUUUUAUUCCAAAGGUAGUCGUCAGGAUUAUAAUAAAACUGGUAAUGUGUUUUGUCAGAAGAGGAACUUAAUUCAAAAGUGGUGUUUAUUUCAAAACUGACAUUUUUUUUUCAAAUAUGGUUUCUCCAAGAGCAAUAAACUAGUCAGAUCAGGACAUAACUUUCUGAUGGUGCUAUGAACCCAUAAUGGGAGUUGAAGUGAAGUAAAUCUUGACCAGAACACUGCUAAGUUCACCUGACACACCAGACUUGACCAUCAAACAACUUUUCUGCCUGUGAAUUGGACUUUUUUCCACUCCAUUUGUGUCUGUUUUUACAUUUUUUUAAAGAGUGUCUUGAUCAAAAUUAAUUUGAACAACAGUUUCAACAAUUGAAAUGGCUAAGGGUAAACCAAGAUCUGGUGAUAUCUGUGGCUUUAACGUUUGUCUUUGUGAUUGAUGUAGCAUACAUGUGUACUAGAUUUACACAGUGAUACGUAUUUUAUUAUAGUUUUCCCAAUAAAAGUGAUCUCAGUAGUCAUAUUUUUUCCCAGUGUAUAUGUACUGUCAUCAUUUCUUUUAUAAAUUAUUUUCAAGUUAAAAUUACAGUGUAGUUACUAUUUUCCUCACUAUAUGUCUUUCUGAUGCUGUCUGUCAAAAGGACCCUGAUGUUGGAAAAAAUCCUCACAAAUGUUAGUACUUAUCUUUCUUGAAUUUUUCUGCUGUAGUUUUAUGCUUUCUGAUUCUGUAAAGACAAUUCAGAACAAGCUCAUAUAAAUUAUGUAAAUGUUCAGUUUUUCAAAAUCAUCUUUCUAACUCGGUCCAAGUUCAUUUUUUUUUUUUUUUUGCAUGAGGCAGGGCUUAAGUGUAGGUAUGUACAUUGUACAUGAUGGUAUGUCCUGUAGCAAUGGAUAAACCUCACAAUUUCUGCCAUAACGUUUCAAUAAUUUGUUUUCUUUAUCAAGUUUAUGUACAUAGAAGUACAUGUACAUACCUCACUAUUUAUAAGAAGGCAGUAUGAAUUUAAUUUUAAUUUUGAAAUUGAGAAAGGCAAGAACCGAGGGCAUAUUGACAAACUGCUUUUAUGAAGUCCAUGUUAUAUGCGAGGAUAUUUUGUUUAUCUUGUACCUCAGCUGUUUUCCAAAUGGUUGUAGCAUGUACAUGGGCGUACUAGGUAAUGAAUUAGCAACAGUCAUCUUUUGUUAAUAUUUGCCUAAGGGAUAUCGUUAAAGGUCGCUUAAAGUGAUUUAACCAUCAUAAGACUGAAUAUGUAUUCCCCAACAGUACCACAGGUCUUGUCAGAUUGUCUUACAUUGGAGUACUGCAUUUGGCCUCAAAUCUCAAAUGCAAUAGUUCACUGUUCCAUCACAGAUUUACUGCAGCAGAGGCUAGUGUGAUACAGGCUGCCUUUAUAACAUAGCAUUUCCACGAAGCAAAGAUUUUGCUGUAAUUGAAUUAGAAAGAAAGAAUAAUACAUGCUUCCAGUCUCUAAGUGUUCACAAAGCCAGCAGUCAGCUGCCUGCAUGUGUCUUUUCUAGCCACAGUGAAUAAUUGCCUCCCCCCCCCCCCCCCCCCACUUCCCAAAAACACAGUGACCAAGAGGCGGAGCUAACUGUCACUGUUCUGGACAAAUGUAUUGCAUGUCUGUUGAAACUCUCAUUUAACCAUUCAAAUUGUCAAAGAUCGUUCACGUCUCUUGUUUCCAGAUAUUCUCCAACUUUGUGAUAUGCUUUACUGUGUAUACAUGUAUACACAUGCCAGUAUUAUUGUUAAAGUUAUGUUAGUAUGCCUUGUGAACCUGAUCUAGAUGCCCGCUGGAAAAUGUGAAUGUUCAGAGUAAAAAACGAAAAUAUGGCAUUCAGAACCACUCGCACACUUAAUUAUCUUUCUUUUUUUUACUGUUUUAAUGUUUCUUUUAAUCAAAGAAAUGUUGGACACUGCCAUUUAUUGUUGAGAGUGCACAAGUAGUCAUACACUCUAUCCUGAAGGGAAGUAAUGGAUAGUACAUGUACGUAUCUAGCAAAGAUGUUUUGGAUCAGUCUCACAAAACUUAUUUUAUUCCAUUUUCUUGUUUUGUUUUUAUCAGAAGUUAUGUUGCCAAGAAAGUUGCACCAUUUGCUAAAAAAGUUACAAGGAAAUUUAAUUCCAAAGUUGUAUGUUAAGUGUCUGUGAUGGCAUGUAUGACCAAUUGGUGGACAUGCCAGACAGGAUUACUUUCUGUAAGUGUGAAACCUCUACCUCUUGUGAAAUUUAAGUGAGAAAAGGAUAUUCUUGCAAAAAUACUCGAAAUAUUUCUGUGAUGCCAACUCAAAAAUGCCUUAUGUCACAUAUCAUCAAGAGUCAUAAAACUAUUGCAACAUGUUUUAUUUAUUUUAAUUUUGCUAAGUAGUUGCCAUAUGAAGGUAUGAUUUUAAUUGUAAAUGUGCUAAUGAAAACUGGUAACCAUGUGGGAUUUCGAUAUAAUUGUACAGAAGAAAAUCAAGUACUUUCUUAGUUCGCCUUACCAAAGUAAUGAUUGUGGCGGAGCUACAUGUACAUGUAGGUAAUAUCUGGGAUGUUGUCUCAUAUUGUAUCCCAGGUGAUAUAAUGUCAACUGUUUCCAUGGUAACACAGUUCCCCCAGUAAUUCCACAACUGUGUGAAGUAUCUUCUGUAAAAGUGACGCAUGAUUGAGUUUUGCAUGACAAUCAGUUUCUGUAAGAAGAAAUGAUGUACCCGGUAGGCGUACUAUACUCUGUGUGUUGUUGUUGUACAAUGGUGGAUAGCUCGCACGGCAGCAUGUGUACAGUUACAGACAAACCGUAGUGUAGUGUUACAUUAGUGGGCUUCUGACUGGCAAUUGGCUGUUCUGCAAACCUUCCUCAACAAACAUGCCUUCGGAUAUGCCAGAUAGGCCUAUACAUGUAGAUAUGUGGAGUUGAAAUCUAACAUUUAGGUGGUCACUGGGGAGUAGGCAUAUUUUUAGUUCCAUUAUGUGACCACAAGCUAUUUUUACGUCAAAAACUGAUUGUAGCCUAGCUUUUGUCUUCAAUGUGACAACAUAUCAGUUCUGUAACAUUGUUCAGUAAUGUCUUUGAUGUGAUGUCAAUGCAAUGCACUGGGAGAUGUAAAAAGUCUUACUUUACUUUUACCUGUACUGUGUUACCUGAAAACUGGUGGUCAGGAUUAUAUUUUUGGUCCCGACUUUUGUAUUCCUGACAAGCAAGCCCAAACAUUCAAACAGUUGAUCACUAAAGGUUUGGCUCGAGCCAAAGUCUCACUAAAGAAGGCAUAAAUUGGUCUCUAUUACCCAGUUACAAGGUGCCCGAGUAGGCCUACAUCAAUUUAUUGAUGGGGAAGGCAGGUGUGUUGCAGAAGGUUUGGUAGAGUUAGCUCCCUUGCUAGCCAGAGCAUCCCCCCCCCAUUCCAGGUACAUUUCAGAUGUGUGGAUUAUUUAAUGUAUGUGCGUCAGAGGUUUCGAAAGUUACACGAGUUGGGUAUGUCAGUGUUACAAGACAGAUUGUAAUGUUACAAUCAGUACAUUUUCAUUAAAUUUGUGGUUUUAUGAAACAAAAUAUAACUUCUGAUCAAAGCUUACAGCUUGCGCUUAUGAAGUGCUUUAUCUGUAACUUUUUCGUAACCUGCGGAUGGUCGUGGGUUUCCCACCGGGCUCUGCCUGAUUUAAUCCCACUGUAAUGCUGGCCGGUGUCACACAAAUUAAAUAAAUAAGAAAAUAAACUUUAUCUGUAACUGAGCAUCUCAAAAUUAAAUGCAAGGCCAUUUCAAAUACAUAAGACACAUUUCCAUUAAUACCAUCUGAUAUAAAGGUAUUCAUCUUUGUUCCUCAGUGAUGUGUGAAGAUGUUGUUUAUUCCUUAUUGCAGCUUAAAUAUCAUCUGUGGGAUUUGUCAGUAGUUGAUAUUCUUUAGUAUGGCGUAAAACACCAAUCAAAUAAAUCAAUCAAUCAGUCAAUCAAUAGUUGAUAAAGAUGCUCUUUCACAGAAUUAGCAAUGCUAAUUUAAACAGAUAAACCAUAUGUAGCCUUCAGUGUUGUAAUUGGUAUUAGAAACACAAGCAUUUAUAUUCACAAUCAAGCUCGGUUUCCUCCCACCAAAAUGCUGGCUGCCAUAGUAUAAGUCACAUAUUUGUGAGUGCAGUGUAAAACACCAAUUAAAUAAGUAAAUAAAUACAUGUAUUCGUCAAAGAUUACAUCAUCAGACAUUUAAGCAGUCAAUACUUUGCCAUGACUGAUUAAAAUUUUUAAAUAAAUAUUUUGUGUUAAAAUUAGCCAAAUUUGACAAUGAAUAACAUAGUGUCAUUCUGAACUUAGUUUGAUUUAGUUAUUUGAUUUGGUUUGAAAGCUAAAACAUGUUUGUAGACUUUGUAAGACUAGUUUUGUAAAUAUUAGCUAUAAUUCUUGUUUGUUAACGUUACAAUAUUAAGUUGCAGUUGUACAAAAUGUUCUUCUGGAAACUGGUCAGUUAAAAUGCAUUUUAAGCAUUUAAUUUUUCCGAGCCAUUUCUGUUAGACUAAACUUUUACAUGUUGAACUGGACAAUUAUCCUCUUUGCCUGCCUCAUGUUUGUUUUGUAUGCUGUAUUUUUCUCAUGCCUUCACAUGACUGAUCUUUUUCUAUUGUACAUCCUCACCUAAUGUUUUUCAUCCAUGCAGAAUUAUUUUGUUAACCAUGUCUAACGGGAUUAUACAAGUGUAAAUAUUAACAUACAUACACUUCUCUAAUUCAUCAACCCUGUUGUAUGUAGCAGAGCAACGUUAAGUGCAAUUUAUACACCUUUUUCAUAUGAUUUUGAAGACUUUAAGGCUUGAAGUUUGGGAUGUUUUCGAAUCAUUCUGGAUAAUCAAUUUUGGAAACAGUAACUUUGACAUCUGGAGUCAAAAGUUGGUGCAUGUAUUGUGGCGCAAUGAUCCAUCUCACAAAAGCUGGUUCCAGUCCAGCUCAAGCAGGCCUUCUCUCCACUCAUGCUUGGGAAGGUCUGUCAGCAACCUGCGGAGAGUCAUGGGUUUGGGAUUCCACCAGAAGCUGCCCAGUUCCUCUCACCAUAAUGCAGGAUGCUGUAAAAAAUAUUAUUGAGUACAGCAUAAAACAUCAAUCAAAAACAUAAAAUAUAUGUCAGUUUGUAAUUUGUUGGGGACAUCAGUGAAAGAAGGAACAUGCAUUUAAUUUUACAGGUUAUUUAGUCUGCAAACUAUUUGGAUAUAUUUGUGACAUUUGAGAUUUCUUUGUGUAAAUCAAAGGUGCUUAAAAAAAAUCAGAAAUAUUAUGAUAGCAUGUUGAAAUGUGGAUACGGACCCAUGACCAGAAAUUUUGAUAAUAUUUCUGUUAAACCUGUGUGCAACUUAACCUUUUGACUAAAAUAGUUAGUAAUAUCCAAAGAUAAUGGACAUUUGUGUUACUAAAAUUACGAUUAAAUUUAUGAUGAAUAAUUUGCUUUGUUUAUUGUUCCUGAAGAUGUAAUUUCAUACUGGGGACAGGAUACUUAUUCUGUGCAGAAUUGUAAAGUGUUUUGUCUUUCAUUAAUAAAACAAUUUGCAGGAAAUAAAACUCACUCUUGAAAAUAUUGACACAGCUGCUUGAAUAAGAUUUUGUAAAAUGAUUGUUUUAGAAUUCUUGAGUUACUCAUGCAUGUUGUGCAAUAAUGAAAUGUGGCAUUUUAUGCAUUUGUUAACAGGUAUGCAAUUUGAAGUUUUUGAAACCAUACCUUUAUGUCACUUCAGCAGCAAAAUUUGUUGGGUAAAGUCUGUUGUUUCGUAAAAAUGUUAAAAUAACUGAAGUGGCAUUUCAGGUAAUCCUUACAUUGUACCCUGGAUUUUGUGAGUUUUUUUUUGAAGGAAUAAAAUUUUGAAAUUUCAUUGCAUUAAAGAUUGUUUAUUCAUUGUGCUUUAGUUUAGAUUUAAAUGCCCUAAUUCUUCUAAUUUUUUGAACAGAUAUUAGCAGUGCUGAAAGCAUUACAUUUCUCUCUUAGGUUUUGUGGAAAACUAAAGAUAUGA
Molecule: messenger RNA, 8195 nt
Organism: Liolophura sinensis
Lineage: Eukaryota; Metazoa; Mollusca; Polyplacophora; Chitonida; Chitonidae
Exons: 2
Coding region: 103-1164 (353 amino acids)
Biological process (GO): purine ribonucleoside salvage; purine nucleobase metabolic process
Cellular component (GO): cytosol; nucleus
Molecular function (GO): adenosine kinase activity
Source: RefSeq, a predicted model, not a curated record